UCGUCGACCGAGUAAGACGUGCGUGCGUGUCUCCGUUGGUUGGUUGUUUCGAACGAGAAUCCACGUUUGUUGUAUACCGUAGCGAAGACGAGCAGCUAAAGUUUAAUUGAUGUGCUUCAUUUGAUUGUGUGUGCGUACGUGUGUGUCUAAUGUCUGAGUGAAAAAAAAACGCCCAAAAAAAGAAAAGUAAAGAAGGGAAACGUCUCGGGAGUGUGAAUAUCAUUACCACACCCCCUCGAGGGGCCAAAUAGAGUGCAAGUGCGCCAGGAAGUGUUUCGCCGCGAAGUAAGUGACCGCGAAGACGAAAUUCGACGAAGACGGUUUCGGAAUCCCGUGCAGGGAUAGCGUACUUCGGCCAGCGUGAGCUGCCAGCUUUAAUGUGCUAAAAAGGACUGCGCGCACUCGUCUGUGUGUGUGUUUUGUAAUCGCGGAUUGCAUCACCGGAGCAUCGUUCAGCGACGUUGACACGGUUCCGGUUAAGGCGAAUGACGUUGCGGCAUCUCGAGGUCACCGAGACGGAGCAGUAGUAGUAUGCAGAGUACCGCAGUGCGUGGCUCGAUGCGAUAAUUGGUCCCGAGCCCGAGCAAGAUGAGAUGGUUUAAGCGAUCGACGGAGUCGCCGAAACUGCUCAGUCUGUCACCGCUACGGCAUUCCGAGUCCGGGAAUGUGUACGGUAAUGAACCGCCGACCAACGGACACCGGACGCAGUACCACCGUCACCACCACCGUCUGCAUCAGCAACAGCAGCAUUCCGAUGAUCCCGGCUCGACGGCGACCGCGACGACGACGACCGCGACGACGACGACGACAACACUCCGACGGCGAAGUGCUGGCGAUGAUCUGUGCGAUGCAGGAGAGCUGCUAGUGGUGGACGGUGCGUUCGGGACGCGUACGACCGGACGGUUGGAGGGUAGCCGGAUCGGGAGUCUGCUACACUCGUCACUGUCCUCUCCCACCACCAGCGCCUCCUCCAGCAACUCAUCCGGUUUGUCGGGAUCGAGCGGCAGCACCAACACCACCAGUGGCUCAUCCCCAACGAGUAGCACAACGAGCAGCAGCAGCAGCACCAACAGCACCAACAGCAGCAGUAGUAGCGACACAACCUCCAGUACCUCACCGUUCUCGUACACCAGUGAUAGUCACGGCGGCAGCGGCAGCAACAGUAGCACACUCAAGUUCUUACACUCGGGAACGGCCACCACUCCGCGCAAGUCGCGCAUCGAUCUAUCUCCGGUGAACUGGGCAAAGGUACGGAGCGGUUCGUCCGGCAUCAACUGCUACAGCAUCGAGGAAGGGCGCGUUAUCGAGCGUCCGAAAGGUCGUUACAUCUCACCCGUACGCAUCAAAAACAAGCAUCUCGUCGGUAACGUCGGUUCCAGCUCAGAAGCGAACAGUGCAGCGACCACCGGUAUCAAUACCCUAUCGCGAAGAGUUUUGCAACGUUCCGCUGAUAAGAGAGACGAAUCGAAAGCUGAUGCGGCCCGGGAUGGUAGAGUGGAUGGUAGCAGCAGCAACAGCGCUAACAACAACAACAACCGAGACAACAGCACCUCACUGUACAAACAGCUAAGCCGAUCGAUCGGUAACAUCGUCGAUACGCUCGACGCACGCCAGAGUCCAUCCCUUGGCCAACGCUCGGUACCGUACCGGGAGAAGAAGAACCCGCUCGGUAGUACGCGCCUCUCCUGCUACCAACAACCGAUCAGCCUCGAUCAGACUCCAGCGACCGACGUCGGACUGCAGCAGCAGCAGCAUGCUGACGGAGGGCUGCGACGUACGGAUCGAGCUUCAAAGACGGCGCGACAUCCGUUCUACAAAUCGGUGGACGAUUUAAUCUUUCUCAGCUACACAACACAGGACGCUGAUCGCGGUCGUGGACCACUGGAAGCAGCGUCACUGGAAAACACCGCGCACAGUCGCGCUACUGAUAGUGAAGCGGAGACGGAUCAGCUGCAGCUGCGGGAACGGUUAGUCGGUUCGCCAAUACCGGGCGUUGCGGUGAGUGACGCUUCGCGAGCUAUCAACAGUAGCAGCAGCAGUACUACGAUUGUGCGCACCGGCAUUGACCGGCGUCGCUUAUCGUCCUCCAGUGUCAUUCUGAUCGGUUCAGAGCACGCGAGCGAACUCCGAGAAGUCAAAAGUGUAGCAGUACCAAAGAACGAUUCAUCCUCGACGAUGGCCACUCAAACGACAACGACAACGACGACGACGACCACCUCCAACACCACCACCAUGGAUCCGAGUGAUCACGAUGAAACGUACGGUUUCGCUCAGAUGCGCUCGACACUCGGUCCGAUCGAGGCUGCCUAUCAGCUGCGGCUGGAGGCACUCCGAAAUGAAACCAACUCCGGCAGAGCGUCCAGCUCGGCCACACUGCCCGCCUUCAAAACCCCAAAGAAGAACUUUACCAACAAGAUCAAGGCAAUGUCCGAUCGGACGCAGAAGCUGUUCUCACGUAUCUAUUCCACCAACACGGCUGGUGGUGGUGGCGGUGGAAAGUCGAUGGUAACCGGACGCGGUGCCAACACUCUGUACCACCUGUCCGCGACGAAAUCCCUCAAAAAGACUCCCUCCAAGUUGAGCGAUGCGAGCCGUCGAAGUGUCAGCUAUGGUGCCCUGCCGGGAUUAGCGGAUUUUCAGCAUCACUUAGCCAAAGAGCAGCACGAUUACGAGGACGUCGAAAGCCGGCACGAUGGUGAGCAGGAGGAGGAGGAGGUGGAAGAGAGGGAGGAACAAAGUCACGAGGAACAGAGGAAGCACCCAUCGUCCAAGAAACCACCAGCACAGUCGAUCGAUGAUGUCGAUCUGCUGGUGAACGGUGUGACGGUCAUCACCCUGUCCGGAUCGGUCGCCAGUGGACAGCAUACCGAUGCGGAGGAUGGUGAUUCCGGUAUUCUGGUUAACGAGUCUGGCGCCUCGUCCAUUCUCGAGACGGACGACGUGUUCCACGAGCCAACCGUGGCCGGAUUGCCCAGCAUCCCUUCGAAGACAGUUCUGACGACCGGACCGCCUGGGUGCGGUCCGGAAGCUACCGAAUUCAAACUGGUCACCAUCCGGUUGGACGGCAUGAUGGCUGACGAGCACGGUGUCGGUGCGGUGGGCUCUACGAACGAGCCAAGCAGCGACGGUAGUGGUGCCCUGGGCAUCAUCGUGACACCGAUUGCCACCACGGACGGUGAGGUGAGCAACCGCUACAAGGUGGCCCAUGUUUUGCCCGGAGGACUCGUUUACAGGGAAGGUUCGAUACAGCCGAACGAUGAAAUUGUCAACAUCCUCGGGAAACGGUUACGCGGUUUGUCGACGCGGCAGGUCCAGGACCUGCUGAACAGUUGUACACGCCGUACCGGCACUGCUGGUAGUUGUAGCCGCUCCAGUAUCGAUCUUGUCAUUUGUCGCAGUAGGGCAAACGGCACCGAUCACGAUUUCGACGAUGAUCAUCAUCAACAGCAACAGCAACAGCACCACGAAGCAGAUCCUUCUCGUCCGCCCUCAGUUAAUCGGCGACUGUUCCCGAACAACCGUAAGAUAUCACUGGACUCCUACCUAGAGGAUGAGAAGCGCGAUCACAGUGGUAGCGAGACUGGUUCCGAACAGGACACCGCUCACUAUGCUUCGAUUGCUAUCAAAAUCGAUGGCAACAAGUACAACACACUUGGUACGCCGAGACGCUCGAAGCAAGCACCACUAUCGAUGAUGAUGUGUAAGCAGCCACAGUAUGCACCAUCACCGACGCCUUCAUCCAACUGCGAUAACACCCCCGGUACGGAAGUGGACUCACAGCCACCGUCGCUGGACUGUGUUAAGCGCCGUUCAUUCACCAAAAACACUCCAACAAACCAGACGAACACCUCCAAGGUGGUGCGUCGAUCGUUGGUUGGUAAACAGGCUAAUCUGCUGCAGCAACAGCAACAUCAAGCGCACUCUGCUGGUCAACAAGGACACCAGCAGCAGCAACCGUUGGUGACCGCGAAGAGCACCAUGAACCUGUGCGAUGAUGAGAAGCUUGAGCUUCACGUCGGUAUCGGUGGUGGAGCGUCGGAUGAUGCGGAAACGAGCAGCGGAACCAGCUCGUUGGCCGAUCUGGACAAAUCGACGAGCAACUUCUGUACGCUGCCCCGUCGGCCCAAGUCUACGCUCUGUUCGUUCCACACCGUUACCUUCCAGAAGGGUCCGGGGAAGAAGUCGCUUGGCUUUACGAUCGUCGGUGGACGCGAUAGUCCUCGCGGAGCGCUCGGUAUCUUCAUCAAAAGCAUUCUGCCAUCGGGACAAGCCGCCGAAGACGGGCGACUGCUGGCUGGUGAUGAGGUGCUGGCGGUGAAUGGGCAAGUUUGUCACGAUCUGACGCACCUGGAAGCGGUCAAGCUGUUCAAGAGCAUCAAAAUGGGCGAGAUUGUACUGCAACUCUGUCGAAGGAACAAAUCGGCCCACCGUUCCAUGGACAUCGAGGCGAAUGGGUGCUGAACCAGCAGACAUGGUUAGAUCCUUUUUUGUUGCUAGACAUUGAAAUGCGAAUGGGGAUUAGAAUGUUUAGAAAAGACUUAUUAGCUCUUAGCGGACCACGGGGACACUGCUGUACAGUUGUCUUCUUCAAUGCGAACGAAACAAUUAGAUAAAGUUCUACUUCAGAAUCUACUUCAGAGUGAGGAGAGAGAGAGAUAGAGAAAGUGAGUGAAGGUGGAACUCUGUGUAAAAUAAUUCUACUUCAAAUUUAAACGACUAGAUAGUUCUGUCUAUAGAGUGUGAUACCGAUGUAUGUCGUGAGUUUGUUUGUGUGUGCUUGUAUUUAGUCUCUAAACAUAUCGUCGUUGACGGUGACGCAUUAGUGUGUAAUACAUGUAAUAAAAACAUCUAAAUACACAA
Anopheles darlingi is the source of this 4860-nucleotide messenger RNA. Its product is annotated as serine-rich adhesin for platelets-like. The transcript has 7 exons. Gene Ontology annotation, molecular function: protein binding. NCBI's taxonomy places the organism in Eukaryota, Metazoa, Arthropoda, Insecta, Diptera, Culicidae. The record is from RefSeq and is a predicted model, not a curated record. Bases 589 to 4461 code for a protein of 1290 amino acids.